Terrapene triunguis (Three-toed box turtle) is the source of this 3329-nucleotide messenger RNA. Its product is annotated as zinc finger protein 883. Lineage: Eukaryota; Metazoa; Chordata; Testudines; Emydidae. Gene Ontology annotation, biological process: regulation of transcription by RNA polymerase II. Gene Ontology annotation, cellular component: nucleus. The transcript is spliced from 3 exons. Bases 652 to 1995 code for a protein of 447 amino acids. The record is from RefSeq and is a predicted model, not a curated record. Gene Ontology annotation, molecular function: RNA polymerase II cis-regulatory region sequence-specific DNA binding; DNA-binding transcription factor activity, RNA polymerase II-specific.
UAAAUUAUAGUAUUUAAUUCAUUGGAGUUAUCCACACACUGGGGGAAAUUCAUACUCCCUUCCAUUUCUCCUCACUUACUAGAGUCCCCAUUUCCUCAAAAUGUGCUUUCCUGACAUAUAAUACCACUGACAUACUGCAUUCUGGGACCUCUGCACUCCCUCUUCUUCCUUACUGUGCUGAACCCCACCAGCCAAUGCUCACCUGUUCCAGCUCUCCUAUGGCUCAUAGUCUCUGGUCCUCUCUCUGCCAGAAAGAAGCAUUUCUCGGGGGACUUACUCUGGAGUCUUCACUGUCUGGGACACGGAAUCUCUGUGUUUUAGGAUCUCAUUUGAUGAGUGUCUGGCUUUGUGUGUUCACAGGAGAGAUGGGGAUAGUUAAAUCCCCCAAAAGCAGAGCGUCCAGCACCUUUGAGCAACUUGAGAGUUGGGCCUGGUUACUGGCUGGGGUUAAAAUAAUAGAACUUUUUUUUUCUGACAAGUGUCCCAUGAAUUCAACUGAUGUCCCUUGUUUUCUUCCCCUGAGCAGGGUUUCCUGUUUCCAAACCUGAUGUGAUCUCCCAGCUGGAGAAAGGGGAAGAACCCUGGGUCUCAGAAAUCCAGGAAUCAGAGGAACAAGAGAUCCUGAGAGGUGCCUGCCCAGCAGGUGAUGGGAUGGUGAGUGAGAAGGAGGGUCAGAAUCUUCAGCAGAAGGAUGAUGUGCAACUGGAACCACACAGGAUAUUAUUGCAAAGAUCCAAAGGGAAUGUGUCCAGAAGUCUUGAGCAAGGAAAAUUGUAUGAGAGUCAGCACAGGCCAGAGAGCCAGCCAGGGGAGAAAGAGGGUAAAUCCAUUAAUUGUCAGGCAACUCACAAAGACCUCAGGGGAACCACAGGACAGCACACAAACCUCACAGAAGAGGGAAAAAACUCAUGCACUGAGUGUGGGAAAAACUUCCGAGGACGCUCAGGCCUUAGUAAUCAUAAGAGAAUCCACACGGGAGAGAGACCCUAUGAAUGCAGCGAGUGCGGGAAAAGCUUCACUCGGCACUCAGACCUUAUUACACAUCAGAGAAUCCACACAGGGGAGCGGCCCUAUGUAUGCUCUGAGUGCAGGAAAACCUUUGCUCAGCGCUCAGCCCUUACUAAACAUCAGAGGAUCCACACAGGGGAGCGACCCUAUGAAUGCAGCGAGUGUGGGAAAAGCUAUACUCGGAGCUCAGACCUUAUUACACAUCAAAGAAUCCACACGGGGGAGAGACCCUAUGAAUGCAGCGAGUGUGGGAAAACCUUUACUUGGCGCUCAGCCCUUACUACACAUCAGAGUAUCCACACAGGGGAGAGACCCUAUGAAUGCAGUGAGUGUGGCGAAACCUUUGCUCAGUGCUCAGCCCAUAUUAGACAUCAGAAAAUCCAUGCAGGGGAGAGGCCCUAUGAAUGCUGUGAGUGUAGGAAAAGCUUCACUGAGAGCUCAUACCUUACUAAACAUCAGAGAAUUCAUACAGGAGAGAGACCCUACGAAUGCUGUGAGUGCGGGAAAAGGUUCACUGACCACUCUAGCCUUACUAAACAUCAGAGAAUCCACACAGGGGAGCGUCCCUAUGAAUGCAGUGAGUGCGGGAAAACCUUUACUGAGAGCUCACACCUUAUUACACAUCAGAGAAGCCACACAGGCGGGCAAUCCUAUGAAUGCACCGAGUGCACGAAAAGGUUUGCAGAGCACUCAACCCUCACUAAACAUCAGAGAAUCCACACAAGAGAGAAACGCCAUCAAUGCACUGAGUGUGGGAAAACCUCUCAAUGCUCACACCUUAUGAAUCAUGGGAGAAUCCACACAGGAGAGAGACCCUAUGAAUGCAGCGAGUGUGGAAAAACCUUCACUUGGCGCUCAGCCCUUAGACAUCAGAGAAUCCACAGCGAGGAGAAACCCUAUGAAUGCAGCCAGUGCGGGAAACGCUUUACUGAGAGCUCACAACUUGUUAGGCAUCAGAAAGUCCACAAGGGAAAUGAUAAAUCAUAAAAAACCAUAUUUAGGGCUGACAAAUGUUUUUUUCCCCUCUAAUACUUUUCCUAAUUCCGACAUCCAGACCGUUAAGGCUGUUUGCACCAUUUGCUUCACCGUGGGCCCUCAUGUGGUUUCCCACUUUUUCUUUUGCAGCUAGCCCUUCUUUGGAGUGAAUCUCAUGGGCCUUUCUGUAAAACUCCAUAGUCCUAUGACUCAUGGGAAUGUGUGUCCCUCCUGCCAGGAAUGUCAGUCAGCUCAAGGUGUGGGAGAUAAGGGUGAUCUCAACUAGCUAUAUCAGCGUAACAAUCUACCUAGGCCUCAUCCCCAGUAGGAUUUUCCAUGGAGUUAGGUAGCUCAUGUUAGCUAUCCUGAUGUGAAAACACAACUAAUCUUACAGUAACAACAUUGCUCAUGUCUAGUGUCCAGGGUUCUCUAGCACGUUUCCUUAUGACCUGACCCAGUCUCCGUUUCCUAGUCAAAGCCAAUCUGGAGCAUUACAUUUAUGCUCUUCCUCCCACUGCAAAGUGACUGUUAGAGCCACGGAGUUCACCCUUUGGAACAGAUUGUCUCAUUCCGAGUUGUUCACAUGUUGAAUUUGGGUGUGCUGAAGAUGUUUUGAAUCAUUUUCCUCAUUUAAAAUACAUUUAAAUAUAACAAAGAGCAGAAGCAGGGUGGAAAAAGUGUGGUUUCAGCCUCUGUGGCACCUGAAGGUGAUGGGUGAUUUGUAGGGAUUCCAUCCUGUUGCAGUGUUACCUUCUAAGUUUAUCUUCUUCACAUUCUGCCCGUCUACUUCCCAAAAUGUCACUUGAUGCAGUGUCCUCAGCUCUCAGAGGCUAAUACUCUUGAAGUCUAGAAAGGAGCUGUGAUGCUGUCUAUCAGGUUGCCAGCUCAGACCAAGGCAGCAGCCUAAUUCACUUACAUGCUAAGAGAAAUCAACAGAGUGUCAAAAGGUAUUGUAAUGUGAUCAGGUCAAUUCACUUCUGUGUUGGUAUAUUUCAGAGGAAAUGUAAUAUAAUUGUUCUCGCUUAUCCAUAAACCUGUUGAUUGCGAUAACCUUACAUUAUCUAUGUCCCUACACUUAGUUAACCCUAAAUCAAAAGCAUGUGAUUGUAUUAGGAUGAGAAUUUAUUUGAUGUGUAAACUUCAUUUCAACUAAUGAAAGAUUGCUUGGAAUGCUCAAAUGAAUGCAUAAUGGUACUAUUCUUGUAUCGGGAUUGGAGCCUUGGAGCGGUAAAUGAAGAAGCAUGCUGACUUCAAAGCAUGGGUCAUUGUGUUUGACACUGGGAAAUCUACAAACUUAGCCCUGGUCUACACUACACAGUUACAUCAUCAUAAGGCAGCUUAUGUUG